AUGGUCCCAGCUAUCCGCAUCCCCGCUUCGGCGGCCACAAGAGCACGUAACCUGCUACGCACAGUCCAAUACACUCAUCCUCCUUCCUGUCCCUGCCACUCAAAUCCAAACCAUCACCAUCAUAAUCCCCGAUCUCCUACUCUGGCCGAUCAUGUCCGACGACACAUGGCAACCCCGACGGACCCGUCGCGAGAAAAAGAAUAUGCUUUCGAAAUGGCUGCCUCAAGCAUUCGAUUUGGUCCCGGUUCCACCAAGGAGGUUGGUAUGGACUUUGCGAACAUGAAGGCGAAGCGUGUCUGCGUUGUUACGGAUAGCAACGUUGCGAAGUUAGACGCCAUGAAGCAGGCCAUUGAGGGUCUAACCCGCGAAGGUAUCGAAUUCACAGUCUUCGACAAGGUUCGAGUCGAACCCAAGGACAGCUCAAUCAAAGAAGCAAUUGCUUUUGCCAAACCUUACCAACCCGACGCCUUCCUCGCAGUGGGUGGCGGAUCGGUCAUCGAUACCGCGAAGCUCAUGAACCUCUACACCGCAUACCCGGAAGCCGACUUCCUCGACUUCGUUAAUGCACCACUUGGCAAGGGUCUUCCUGUCGAAAGGGCACUAAGACCUCUCGUCGCUGUACCCACCACAGCUGGUACGGGCUCAGAAACCACCGGAACUGCAAUCUUUGAUCUCGUUUCGAAGCGCGCCAAAACCGGAAUUGCCCACCGUAACCUCAAGCCUACACUAGGAAUUUGUGAUCCUAUUAACACAAGGACCAUGCCAUCCGCCGUGCACGCUGCUUCAGGCCUUGACGUCCUCUGCCACUCCCUCGAAUCAUGGACCGCAAUCCCCUACAACGAACGCACCCCGCGCCCCACAAACCCCAUAAACCGCCCCGCAUAUCAAGGCGCAAACCCCAUCUCCGAUAUCUUCUCCCUCCAGGCCCUUCGCGACACAGUCAAGUACCUUCCUCGCGCGGUCAAGGACCCCGAUGACUUCGAGGCCCAGUCCAAAAUGCUUCUCGCUGCUACAUUAGCCGGUGUCGGGUUCGGAAACGCUGGUGUUCAUCUCUGCCACGGCAUGUCAUACCCGAUUUCCAGCCAAAACCCAGGCUACAAACAUGCCGGCUACGAUGUCGACUACCCUAUCAUCCCUCACGGUGUCUCCGUCGCUGUAACCGCUCCUGCGGUGUUCCGGUUUACCGCAGCCUCGAACCCAGAUCGCCACUUGGCGGCUGCGGAGGCCUUCGGUGUUGAUAUCACGAAUGUUAAGCGUGAAAGUGCCGGUGAGGUACUCGGUGAAGCACUUUCCAGAUUCCUCUCGGACCUUGGUGAUCAGCCUCUAGGUCUGAGGAACCUGGGCUUCAAGUCCGCGGAUAUUGAGGGCUUGGUUGAGGGCACUCUCCCUCAGAAGCGAGUGCUAAUGCUGGCCCCCAACCUUAACAGCGAGAUAGAGGCUGAAAAGGAUGAGCUGAGAGGCUUAUUGGAGGAGUCUUUGACAUACUAA
Molecule: messenger RNA, 1488 nt
Organism: Aspergillus puulaauensis
Lineage: Eukaryota; Fungi; Ascomycota; Eurotiomycetes; Eurotiales; Aspergillaceae
Product: hydroxyacid-oxoacid transhydrogenase
Exons: 3
Coding region: 1-1488 (495 amino acids)
Cellular component (GO): mitochondrion
Molecular function (GO): alcohol dehydrogenase (NAD+) activity; metal ion binding
Source: RefSeq, a predicted model, not a curated record